UGCUUGUACGUCGAUCUACGCCCCGGGUUUAGGCCUGUUAAGUCUAUAUGGACUAUAAUGAGAAGGUGGUCGUGACUGUAUAUCAAUUGAGCAGGCAGUAUAUCAAUCGCCGGCCCUAGAUGUACGCAUGGACAAAAAACAUAUCAUCGAAGUUGUUCGAAUCUAAGGACGAAAUAUGGAUGAUUCUGAGGGGCAGCGCAUCGAGGAGACGGACGGCGCCUCGAGGAAACUGAGAUCACUCUUAGAGCACAAGGACAGUCGAAAGCUGAUCGAAAAGCAGGCAAACGCGUUCAGAUUAUUCCGAGCAACCAAUGUGUUUUUGACAAAGUUCGAUUCGCAAAAGCAGGGGUUGCUCUAUGGCACUGGGACCCAGUCGCAGGGGACAACGGUGACAGAUAACCUUUCUGAUUCCCUCUCUGGUGGUGAUUCCUUUAUCAACGAACAGAUACAAAAGUUGCAAUCGUUUGUAAGCUAUGUGAAUGAGAAGUUUUCCUUCGUUCAGACGAAUCAGACCCCAGAUGGAAGUUUUAUCACCAACGACGACUAUUAUUUGGAGAAUGUUCGGGUCAUGGCCGAUAUCUCGGGGACGAUUCGCGAGGACAUAUCUUUGGACGAACAGUUCAAAUUUCGGUCAAAGUUGUAUCAGGUUUUAGUCGAUAACCGACAGAUUUUUUCAACUUUGAAGAAGAUGUUGGAAAUACACUUUCUUCGUGGUUGGUCGGAUCCAGAAGUUCACAAAGAAGACGGCUUCAUCUUGCGGCUCAUGUGCGCAAUGAUCUUGGUAUUUCUGGUGAAUGGAACAGAUUGUCAUCCAGGAUUCGGUGAGGAUUUUUGCAAUGAGCCCGGUUUGUUGGAGAUAUUGGUUUGUUUUGUCAGGGAGAAAAAGAAUGCAACGAAGGAAAAUACUCGAGAUGACGAGUAUACAUGGCACACGAUAACACUUGCCAUCCAACUGCUUUACAACUGUUCCAUGAAUGACGCGAACAGGGACAGGCUCCGCGAGACCGCAGCACUCGAGGCCUCUCUACCCUUCAUCGACUCUGAGGACCACAACACAGGUCUCGUAGCACUGCUCACCGUGGCCUAUCUAGCAGACGAGAAGCAGAGUGAAAAGUUCAUGGCGACGAAGAAGGGUCCUGUCGAGUCUCUGGUCCACAGGAUGGAGGAAGCUGUUCGUAGCGACAACAAGAGAGACAGCGAGGCUUGGACUGCGACUGAGCUGAUGAAAGGACUUGGGAGACUGGCGCUGAAUGACGCUAACAAGUCGCUGAUCGCUGAAUGUGGUGCGAUACCAGUCCUCAUAAUACAGGCAAGACAGGACGACACCCCGAGUGAACAACUGGACUCGAUGGAGGUCCUUUGGACGUUAACAUUUGACAAGAAACUACAGACGACUGGCAUUUUCAAUGAAGGAUUGGAGCUAUUUAACCGUCUGGCGGGAACGACGGACAACCACAUCUGUAAAGAGGCUGCAAAAGGCAUCCUAUGGAACCUUCAAGGCAUGGACAUGCCCGUUUCUGAAAUAAAAGAGGGAGAAGGUAGAGCUGCCUUUGCCGGUUGGUCGAAAAAGUUUGGCAUGGUCGUGGAAGACGCGCUAGAAGCGACGGCACCCUAUAUCAUGAUUAGCUACCAAUGGGACAGUCAAGAGCUUAUCCUCAAGAUAAAGGAUGCAUUAGAGUCACACGGCUACAAUGUAUGGAUAGACUUGGAGAAGAUGGCAGGGUCGAUCCUUGAAGCCAUGGCAGAUGCUGUUGAGGGCGCCUGCAUUGUGCUGAUAUGCUGCUCCAAGAAGUACAAAGACAGUCAGAACUGCAGGGCAGAGGCUGAAUACACCUAUAAAAAGAAGAAAGAGUUCAUCCCACUUAUAGUCGAGAACAGAUACUCUGCGGAUGGAUGGCUAGGCAUAAUGCUUGGCACGAAGAUGUAUUAUAACUUCACACGAAGUGACGGCUUUGAAGACAAAUUCAAAGAACUUACAAGGGCCCUUGGCAACAAAGGGAAAAUAUCGGUUGCCAAAAAGGAUUCAGACAGAGUGCCUUGUCCCCACAUCGUUCCUGAAAAAGCAACAGUUACUCACUUGUCACCGCCAAUGCCAGCACAAAGGGAGAGGUCCGCCACUCCCGCUGCAGAUAGUGAGGCAUCGCCUUCCCAUCAGGGACAAACCAGCGCAUUAGAACAUCCGGUGGGGCAACCAUCUUCGCAUGGAACUAGCCUAUCAGAAAAUGUCACAAUCACCCUGACCAGUGCUGACUUGGUCGCCAUACUCUCCAAGAGACAAAGCUCAUCUGAUGUGAAGAACUGGGAUGCGGACAGAGUUAGAAUCUGGAUGGACCAGCACAACAUGGACAAAGGAAAGUUAGGACAUCUUACCGGCCCUCAUCUGCACUUUCUGCGAAGGAUGAAGGAAGACGCCCCACCAGUUUACUACAAAUGCAUGAAAGAGAAUCUCCACUUGAUAGAUAUUGAUCAAAUGGCUGCACUAACUAACGCUUUGGAGGAGUUAUGACCAAGGGGCAAUGUUCAACCUAUGCUUUGGAUGUGCUAUGGGCAAAUACAGCUGAUGAUUUGGAUGAGUUAUUACCGAAUUGCUGCACUAACUAAUGCUUUGAAGCAGUCAUGACCAAGUGGCAAUUUUAACGUGCAUGUGCUUUUUUAGAAACUUUGACCGAAUGGCAAUGUGACCUUAUGCAUUGGAGGAAUUAUAGGCGAAUAAAACGCUUUGGCUUUGGAAGGGUCAUGGGCAAAUCGAAGAACCAAUGCUUGAAAAGAGUCAUGACCAAAUUGCUGCCAAAGCUUUGAAAACGUUAUGACCUAAUGGCAUGUCCUUUGGAGGAGUUAUGUCCAAUGGUCACUGAACCUCUGGAGGAGGUAUGAUCGAAUCGCACUGGUAACUUACGAUGCUUCAGAUGAUAAGAGUUCUGACAGAUUAGCAGCACUAACCAAUGCUUUUGGAUGCAUCAUGACCCAAUGGCAGUGCUAAGUAAAUACUUUAUCGGACAAGUUAUGGCCAAAUAGUAAUGUUAGCCGAAUGCAUUGGAGGAGUUAUGACCAAAUGGCAGUGCUAACCAAAUGCUUUAGAGAAGCAAUGUUUUGGAGGAGUUAUGACCGAAUGGCAGUGCUAACCAAUGCUUUAGAGAAGCAAUGUUUUGGAGGAGUUAUGACCGAAUGGCAGUGCUAACCAAAUGCUUUAGAGAAGCAAUGUUUUGGAGGAGUUAUGACCGAAUGGCAGUGCUAACCAAAUGCUUUAGAGAAGCAAUGUUUUGGAGGAGUUAUGACCGAAUGGCAGUGCUAACCAAAUGCUUUAGAGAAGCAAUGUUUUGGAGGAGUUAUGACCGAAUGGCAGUGCUAACCAAAUGCUUUAGAGAAGCAAUGUUUUGGAGGAGUUAUGACCAAAUGGCAGUGCUAACCAAAAAUGCUUUGGUAUUAUGGCCAAAUGUUAGUAAGCAUAAUAAUUUAUUCUUUAUCACUUACACUCACAAUAUUCUUGCAGUAGAUAUGAAGAAGAGAAGAAGCUAACAUAUAUGUUUUUCAAGAUAUUUAUUACAAAGGUUUAUUUCUAAUAAAUUACAGUUCAUGAAACAGCAGCAAACUAUGAAGAAAAUGUAAAACUUAUACAAUGUUAUAAGCAGCUAUACAUGAACGAUAUACAAAUGUAAAAAAAAGAAUAAAUAUUUUCUACAUCUUUUCAAGCAUUGCUGGAUGGACUUCAUGAAUUAAGUUACACAGGAUUAACAACAGCAUAAACGGCCAGCAAUGAGGAACCGGCGUUAAGAUAAAUGCCAGUGGCGGCGCCACAAUCGAUCGUACCUUCUGACGCCAUGACGUCAUUUUCUGGUCUGUUGACAUCGCAUGAGGUCAAUCACGGGAAACCAUUGCGUACAUUAUUGCACAGGAUUUCAACAACAGAAAACGUGCCCAAUAACUGGCAUCACGCAUAUUUUCCGCAAAAUUAUCUUAAGAAACUGAUAGCUUAAUAUAUUUAAAACAGGAAGAUGCAAACGUCGCCGAAAUCAGUCGAAAAUAAGCGAUCGUUUUCGGGCUCAGGAAUAACAUGAUAAUGCAUUGGAAAUGGAGAGUUUUGGUAUGAUCGAUUGCAGCGCCACGCGGCGAAUAAAUCACGCCGGUUCCCCAUUAAGAAUUGAUAUAAAAACUAUGCGACAUACUAGUGGGCCAGCAUAUCUUCAUAUGCCUACACAUGAUGCUUAACGUGUACAACAGUCUCAAACAGCCUUAUAUAUGAAUGAAGUAAAAAAAUCAUUUUGAUAUUGAAAUUCGUCAGUGUUGUGACCUACAAUUAACACGAGUGCUACUGUAUUCUGAUCAUGGAAUGUAUGGUUCUGCAAAAGAGAA
Molecule: messenger RNA, 4350 nt
Organism: Lineus longissimus
Lineage: Eukaryota; Metazoa; Nemertea; Pilidiophora; Heteronemertea; Lineidae
Exons: 9
Coding region: 176-2506 (776 amino acids)
Biological process (GO): signal transduction
Source: RefSeq, a predicted model, not a curated record